AUGACAAAAUCUAAGCCCAACCGUUCAGGAAGGGUGGAGACGGCCCCAUCCCCAUCUCCUUCUAUCGAGCGAGUCGACGUAAGCCAGGAACCAGCCUCCCAACUGAAGUCCCAGGACGGUCCGCCUACUACAGUGGUGGCAGCGCAACGACCGUGCCCACAACCCCUGAACAUGUCUGGCAACAACAUAAACACAACGCGCACCGUCGACAUACCACCCUACGAUGAUACCGAGUCUUUUACGGUUUGGCUCAGACGCGCGAAAUUCUAUUUGCGGGAGAUCUCAGAGGCCGACAGGCCCUGGACAUUACUGAAGGUCCUCGCGCCUAAACAGUUGGAUAAAGCGCUCGACGCUGGUCUCGACGCCGAUUUUCCCUUUGACGCGCUUUGCCAAUGCCUGGCCAACCUGUUCAGCCAUACGUACUCCUUCGGCGACGCAAUGGAACAGUUGCAGCAACGGAGAUUUAACCAGGACGAAACCCUAAACCAGCUUGUGGAGGAUCUGGAACGCCUGACGACUGUGGCAUUCCGCUCUUCGGGCUCCGCAGAUAAAGACAACACCGUACUUUAUUAUUUUAUUAAAGCACUGCCGGCAUCCGAGCUUUCACGCUCACUGUUGUUGCAGCCGCCGGACAGUUUACAAGAGGCCGUCACCAGGGCCGAACGCUACCUGCGAUUGUGCCCUUCAACCUCCCGUCCCCUUCUUCCUGAAGACGCACACGGUCGAGAUGCCCACCCUUCGUACUGGACACGGACGCCAGUGCCUUUGCCAUGGUAG
This is a messenger RNA of Spirometra erinaceieuropaei, 777 nucleotides long. The record is from the annotation of a GenBank genome assembly. Lineage: Eukaryota; Metazoa; Platyhelminthes; Cestoda; Diphyllobothriidea; Diphyllobothriidae.